AUGAAAGUGAUAAUUCUAUUAGCAGUCGUCCUCUGUCUGGCCUACUCUGAGCAGUGGGCUGUGCUUGUGGCAGGCUCAAACACCUUCAGCAACUACCGCCACCAAGCUGACGUCUUCCACGCCUACCAAACUCUCGCCAAAAACGGCUUCGACAAGGAUCAUAUCAUCACCUUCGCCUUCGAUGAUAUCGUCAACUCGGUCUCCAAUCCCUUCAAAGGAAAGGUCUUCAAUAAACCAACCUACCAGAGCCCAGGAGUAGACGUCUAUGAUGGAAUUCACAUUGAUUACAAGGGAGCUGAUGUCACCCCUGAAAACUUCCUAGCUGUCCUCGAAGGAAACUCCGCUGCCACCAAGGGAAAGAAGGUCCUGGAAGCCACCCCCCAGGACAAUAUUUUCAUCUUCUUCUCAGACCACGGAGCACCUGGACUUAUCGCCUUCCCAUCCAAAUAUCUGUAUGCUGACCAACUCAUCCAAACCUUUAACAAAAUCACCGGAAAAUUCGGAAAGCUUGUCUUCUACCUUGAGAAGCUACCAACUAACACCCGCAUUUACGGUCUUUCUGCUGCCAAUCCCACUGAAUCCUCUUGGGGUACCUACUGCAGUCCCGACGAUGUGGUUAAUGGCAAGCACGUCGGCUCCUGCUUGGGAGAUCUUUUCAGCGUGAACUUCCUUGAGGACAUCGACAAGGGACUCAUCUUUGAUGAGACUCUUUUGGACCAGUUCAAGAUUGUGAAGAAGUUGACAACCCUAAGUCAGUGA
Messenger RNA from Nymphaea colorata (pocket water lily), 759 nucleotides. RefSeq lists its product as uncharacterized. The transcript has 2 exons. Gene Ontology annotation, biological process: vacuolar protein processing. The record is from RefSeq and is a predicted model, not a curated record. The coding region runs from base 1 to 759 and encodes 252 amino acids. Gene Ontology annotation, molecular function: cysteine-type endopeptidase activity. Lineage: Eukaryota; Viridiplantae; Streptophyta; Magnoliopsida; Nymphaeales; Nymphaeaceae.